AUGGUUUCUUCAACGUGCAAAUCGGUCCUUGUGACAGGAGCCGCCGGUUUUCUUGGUUCCAAUAUGGUGGAUCACCUACUCCAGAACGGUUCAAUGGUCAUCGGAGUAGACAAUUACCAGACAGGAGCUCAAUCGAACAUCCAACACUUGCAAAAUAACCCUUGUUUUACAAUGAUCAACCACAAUAUCCAAAUCCCCUUGAUCCAACUGCCACCGCUACAAGCCAUUUAUCAUUUGGCUUGUCCCGCUAGCCCCCCUCAGUACCAGAAGGAUCCGGUUGAUACCUUAGACACAGCGUAUCAAGGGACACGAAACCUUCUCUCCCUGGCACAACAGCAUAAGUGCCGCAUUCUAAUUUCAAGCACCUCGGAGGUGUAUGGAUCACCGACGGUGCACCCCCAGCCAGAGACUUACUGGGGUCACGUCAACCCAUUUGGACCCCGCGCCUGCUACGACGAGGGAAAACGCGCAGCAGAAUCUCUGGCAUGGGCAUUCCAACAAUCACCGCGCAGCGUUGAUGUGCGCAUCGCCCGCAUAUUCAACACUUAUGGCCCUCGUCUAGCAGCCAGAGAUGGUCGCGUUGUGUCAAACUUCGUGGCAGCCGCUCUCGACAACUCUCCCCUUGUCAUCACAGGUGAUGGCUCCGCAACACGGUCUUUCCAAUUCGUCGAUGAUUGCAUCCGCGGCCUCGUCAUGCUUAUGGAGGUUGAAUUCGCUCCGGGACCGGUCAACAUUGGAAACGAUGUGGAGGUGACGCUAAACGAGCUGGCAAUCAUGGUAGGCCGCGUCGCGAAACAAAUUACCGGAUGUGAGGCACCACCUAUUGAGUAUCGGUUGACCCCGGCCGACGAUCCACCGAAGAGACGGCCUGAUGUGGCACUUGCAAAGCGCACGUUGGGAUGGGCUCCUAUUGUCUCAUUGGAAGAGGGGCUGCGAAGAACAAUCCAGUGGCAGUUGGCUGAGAGGUCUGCCACCAUCCAAAAAGUUUGA
Aspergillus candidus is the source of this 990-nucleotide messenger RNA. RefSeq lists its product as uncharacterized. The record is from RefSeq and is a predicted model, not a curated record. Gene Ontology annotation, molecular function: NAD+ binding; UDP-glucuronate decarboxylase activity. Gene Ontology annotation, cellular component: cytoplasm. Lineage: Eukaryota; Fungi; Ascomycota; Eurotiomycetes; Eurotiales; Aspergillaceae. Gene Ontology annotation, biological process: D-xylose metabolic process. Bases 1 to 990 code for a protein of 329 amino acids. The transcript is spliced from 3 exons.